CAUAACGUCAACAAAUACAAUGACAAAAUACAGAAUAGUGUGCUCAUUAUGCCUCCUUCUUAUUGCUUUUACUUUACACAAGAUUUGCAAAAGAAACUAUGUAAAGAAUAUCGAAUCUUGUUACGGAACUGUACAUGUAUUCUCUGCAGUAGCAGAAGCAAAGACAGAAUGGAGUUUUAUAGAGAAUAUUGUUCUUAAUGUCCUGCAUGGCUCUAAACAAUCUAGCUGCGACUGUUGUAUAUAUGGGUAUCAGGGAACACCUAUUUAUCGUGUAAAUGCUGUCGUGAAAGAGACCUAUUUUCAUAACAGUAAAUUUACUGACUUAAUAGCAAGACAGUUCCAGUGUUCUGUAAGAAAUAUUGGUUUUAGGAUGGUAAAUAUACAAUUAGUUGGAAAAAUGGAAUCAUGUAGUAUUUCUCAUAAUGUUCAUCCUGUGUUAUACCCAGAGAUAAAAGAAAAUGGAUUCGGAAUAUGUGCGAAAAUAGCCUACAACUAUCUAAAUCCAUUGCACCUUAUUGAGUGGUUCGAAUAUCAGAAAAUGAUGGGUGUGGACAUGGUUCUUAUAUCUGUACAAUCCUUAAAUAAAGAUGCGUAUAAAGUUUUGAGAUAUUAUGAAAGAGAAGGGAUUACAACACUAAUUCCCUUUCCAAUUGACAUGCCCGGGAAAUUAGAUAGAGGAUUUACAUUGCAACACUGGCAUUACCACCAAAGUUCCCACGAUGAACAGGUGGCUGUUUACUCAUGUAAAGAAUUUUUUCAGGGAUUCGCUUUUGUGGCAAUCAUGGAUUUUGACGAAAUCAUCGUUAACGAUAGAUUUUCUAAAUACACACAAAUACUAAUGUCAGAGAUCUUACCGUCAUAUCCAGAUGCGUCUGCCUUCACCCUGAAUGUGUCGUUCUUUAUAACGGAUUGGGGAGUAUCAGGAGUAGAACCUCUGGUAACCAGUAAAUACAUAAGAAGAACAUAUCCUCUUGCAUAUCGAUAUAAAAAUAUUUAUCUGCCAAACAGAACAGAAACAGUUGAUACACAUAGAAUAUGGCCAAAGAAUGGAUACAUAAGGUUCUCACUACAAUCUCACAAUGUAAUCCUUCAUCACUACAGAAAUUGCAAUAAACUAGAUAUGUUUCCAGGUGACUGCAUGUCAUAUAAAAAAUAUACAGAUAAUAAAAUGAUUAAAAUAAUGCCAAAAUUAUAUGACCGAGUGGUCGCAACUAAAAAGAGAUGUAAACUAUAAAAUUCCUUAUUGGUUCAAGUUUGCAUCUAUAAAUAUUGAGUACACCCGAAUCGAUGAUUUUAUUUAUGCCUAAGUAUUUCACUUAGCUACGUUAGUCUAUACACCAUUAGUCUAUACAACUAAAAGAGAACAAUUGAAGGUCUUUCAACCCAAAAAGUCAUAUCAAAAUAGAAAAAUAUUAUGCUUCAGUUUAAAUUGUCAAUUGCGGUGUCAGAUUAUAGCUCAAUUAAUGAUGAUUUUGAAAUAUGUGGUUUUUAUUUACUUUUCCGAAAAAUGAGGAAGAUAAGUAGGUACUUUCAGUUUACAUACAUAGAAACUGACUACUUAUAUUUGAUGAUAUAAUAACUGUCAUAUUCCGGAUUUGGUAUAGGACAUUUAAAAAAAAUACGGUGGGUUGAAUCUGGUUUUAUGGCUUACUAGAACUCUUGCUUAUAUGGCAACCUAGUUAUACAAUUUUAAAUUUUGUAUUCAAAAAUAAAAUCCUAUUAGCGCGCUGUAAACGUGAAUUUGUAGGAUAUUUCUAGCUCCUAUUCAUUCUAGUGCAGAAGACCCUAUAUUAAAUCUGUCUCAGAUGAAAAAAGAAACAAGUUAUCAAAAAGAUAUGCACAGUUGGCUCCAAAUGGAAUACCAAUUUUCAGUUGAGAAAAACCCCAACGUUUUGCAAACGUAACAAACAAAAUAUUACU
Messenger RNA from Mytilus trossulus (common blue mussel), 1920 nucleotides. RefSeq lists its product as uncharacterized. Gene Ontology annotation, molecular function: glycosyltransferase activity. NCBI's taxonomy places the organism in Eukaryota, Metazoa, Mollusca, Bivalvia, Mytilida, Mytilidae. The transcript is spliced from 5 exons. The coding region runs from base 20 to 1234 and encodes 404 amino acids. Gene Ontology annotation, cellular component: cytoplasm. The record is from RefSeq and is a predicted model, not a curated record.